This is a messenger RNA of Trichoderma asperellum CBS 433.97, 948 nucleotides long. RefSeq lists its product as uncharacterized. Gene Ontology annotation, biological process: mRNA splicing, via spliceosome. NCBI's taxonomy places the organism in Eukaryota, Fungi, Ascomycota, Sordariomycetes, Hypocreales, Hypocreaceae. Gene Ontology annotation, cellular component: cytoplasm; nucleoplasm; ASAP complex. The record is from RefSeq and is a predicted model, not a curated record. Gene Ontology annotation, molecular function: RNA binding.
AUGGCGUCGCGCUCACCAUCUCGAGAGUACCGCCGGUCCUUGUCACGGUCUCCUCCCCGGUCUGACGACUCGCGCUCGCCGCCACCAGCGCAUCGCCGUCGACGCUACGAUUCGCGAUCCCCGUCGCGUUCGCCUCGAUCCAGAUCGCGAUCGUUUACGCCGCCUCCUCGUCGCAAUGGACGUCAUAGGAGUACUAGCAGAAACAGGAGCCGUGAUCGCGGUAGGGAUUCUCGAUCGCCCGGCGAGAGCCCUCUGGCGAAGAGUACAAAGAUUGUGGUAGAGAGACUGUCGAAGAACAUUAACGAGGACCAUCUUUAUGAGAUAUUUGGUCAAUUUGGACAUAUCAAGGAUCUUGAUCUGCCAAUCAACCGAAGUUUCGGCACAAAUCGAGGCACAGCAUACAUCCUGUACGAUCACGAAGCCGACGCCGAAGCCGCCAUUUCACACAUGCACGAGGCGCAGGUCGACGGCGCCGUUAUCAACGUCUCCAUCGUCCUACAGCGCAGAAAGCUAUCGCCCGCACCCCCUACAGCUCGGCGCGGCGCCAACAUUGACCCUCGAGUCCCCUUCCAGGGCUCUCGCGGAGGAGGCCCACCUUCUGGCCCGAUGGGUGGUGGUGGAGGAGGCGGUGGGCGCCGUCGCCUCUCUCCAGCAAGUCGAUACGGUCCUCGCUCUGAUGUCUACCGACCCAAUUUAUCACCGGCCCGAUCACCUGGCGGUGGCCCUCCAUCUCGUGGUGGUGGUGGUGGCGGCGGCGGUCGAUACCGCAGCCGAUCCAACGAUUCAUACUCUUCUCGCUCUCGAUCCAGAUCACCAGGACCCAGACGACGGGGUGGAGGAGGAGGGGGAGGUAAUGGAACUAGUCGGCGUGAUGAUUAUGAUGCCCGACGCCGCAGUCGCAGCCGCAGUUUCGACGACGAUCGUAGCACAGGUCGAAACUAUAGGUAA